Messenger RNA from Labeo rohita (rohu), 6668 nucleotides. It is a transcript of the gene prkcg, whose product is annotated as protein kinase C, gamma. Gene Ontology annotation, biological process: protein phosphorylation. The coding region runs from base 820 to 2907 and encodes 695 amino acids. Lineage: Eukaryota; Metazoa; Chordata; Actinopteri; Cypriniformes; Cyprinidae. The record is from RefSeq and is a predicted model, not a curated record. The transcript has 17 exons. Gene Ontology annotation, molecular function: zinc ion binding; diacylglycerol-dependent serine/threonine kinase activity; ATP binding.
CGUCUGUCGAAACACUUUUAUAGAUUGAGACUGGCAGUGUUACAGACCAAAGCUGAUUAUUGAUCACUGAUCAGAUUUCUUUCAACCCUUUCUGUACUGGCUGACCGAGGAUGAGCGAGCUGCUGGCCAACAUCUCCCUCUCUUUCUCUCUCUCUCUGUCCUCUUUCCUCACCCUCCCAUCAUCUGUCUCUCUUUUUACUCUCUAGAGAGGGGUAACCCAGAUUUCAAAAAUGAAUUGCUGCCUAUUUCUCUUCAUCUACUCCCUCCUUCUCUACUCUCUCUCUCCCUCUCUCUCUCUAUCUCUCUCUGUCUCACUUCAGUUCAUCCCCUCUUUCUGUUGGUAAAAACAGAAUCAAUCUUGGAAAGUGAAAAUCGCCUCUUUUCCUCACCCCCUCUAUACUCUCUGUUGGAUAAAGGGAUAUACGGCCGUACACUCCUCCUUCUUCUGUCUUUCCUGGAAAGCUGCUGUAUCAUCCUUCCCUUCAUUCUUUAUUUCCUUUUUGGGCUUUGAUUCUUUUUUCAGGUGCGUUUCCUCUUUUGUAGAGCUUCUGUUCGGUGAGGUUGUCUCUUUUUUUUUUUUUUUUUUACUUUUUUAUGAGCCAGGGAUUGAUUGCAUAGAAUAACAAGUCUUGAAAGGAAGUGAGAGGUAGAGAGAGGGGAGGAAGAGGAGAAACCAUACUGCCACAUUUACAGACGUUUGUUUUCUCCCAGACGUUUAUAAAUCCUCUCGUUGGUCUUUAACCCCUCGCUUGCAUAACCCGUCCAUCCUUCUCCCAGUCUUCUUCUCGGUGUCUUGUUCUCUCCAACCCAACCGGUAGCAUGUCUACCCCGGUCUCUCCGUCUCCAUCUCUGUCUCCCCUGGCCCUGUCCUCCCCAUCUCCCUCCUCCUCCCCGCUCCCCUCUCCUCUUUCUCCUCCCCCCAGGCUGCCGGUCUUCCAGAGGAAGGGAGCUCUCAAGCACAAGAGGGUCAUUGAAGUGAAGGACCACCAGUUCACAGCCCGAUUCUUCAAGCAGCCUACUUUCUGCAGCCACUGCACUGACUUCAUCUGGGGAAUUGGAAAGCAAGGAUUCCAGUGUCAAGUCUGCAGUUUUGUGGUGCACAAACGCUGUCAUGAGUUUGUCACUUUUACCUGUCCCGGAGCCAUCACUGCUCCCAAAGCAGAGGAUCUCAAGAGCAAACACAAGUUUAAAGUACAUACAUACUCCAGUCCCACGUUCUGUGAUCACUGCGGGUCUCUGCUUUACGGCCUCAUACAUCAGGGCAUGAAAUGUGCCAGUUGUGACAUGAAUGUACACAAGCGCUGUGAGAACAGCGUCCCUAGCCUGUGUGGACAAGACCACACUGAGAAAAGAGGACGGAUUCGCCUGACCGUGCGUGGAGAGAAAGAAGACAUAUAUGUCACAGUGCAUGAAGCUCGUAAUCUGAUACCCAUGGACCCUAAUGGCCUGUCGGACCCUUAUGUGAAGCUCAAACUCAUUCCUGAUCCAAAGAGCCAGAGCAAACAGAAAACCAAAACCAUCCGUUCUACACUCAACCCUAUCUGGAACGAGAGCUUCACCUUUUCAGUGCGCGGGAGGCAGUGGGACAGGCGUUUGUCUGUAGAGGUGUGGGACUGGGACCGGACCUCACGGAAUGACUUCAUGGGUGCUCUGUCGUUCGGCGUUAGUGAGAUAUUCAGACGCUCAGUCAGCGGCUGGUUCAAACUACUCAACCAGGAUGAGGGAGAGUAUUACAACAUCCCUGUUCCUGACCCAGACCUGCAGGUACCAGAUGCUGCUCUCACGCCCUCUGUUCCUCCUUCUCCUGUUACCGUGACGACGCCUGUUCCUACUGUGACCCCGCCUGCUCUGAGUCCGACUCCCACUGUACUGCACACAGGCAAAGGCCGAGUUGGGCUGCACGAUUUCAACUUCCUCAUGGUUCUGGGCAAAGGGAGCUUUGGCAAGGUCCUGUUGGCAGAGGAGAGGGGCAGCGAGCGCUUGUUUGCGGUGAAGGUGUUGAAGAAAGACGUGCUGUUUCAGGAUGAGGAUACGGAGAGCGCCAUGGUGGAGAGAAGAGUGCUGGGCCUUGUGGGGCGACCUCACUUCCUGACCUCUCUCUACUGCGCCUUUCAAACCGAGGAUCGUCUGUAUUACGUCAUGGAGUACGUGAACGGUGGUGAUCUUAUGUUUCACAUCCAAAUCGUUGGCAAGUUUAAAGAACCUCAUGCAGCGUUCUAUGCUGCUGAGAUAGCGGUGGGUCUGUUCUUUCUGCACAACAAAGGCAUCAUAUACAGAGAUCUAAAGCUGGACAAUGUCCUGCUGGACAGUGAAGGACACAUAAAGAUAGCAGACUUCGGGAUGUGUAGAGAAGGCAUGAUUGAAGGGGACACCACUCGGACCUUCUGUGGCACACCUGAUUACAUCGCACCUGAGAUUGUGGCAUAUCAGCCAUACAAUAAAGCAGUGGACUGGUGGUCAUAUGGAGUCCUGCUGUAUGAGAUGCUGGCUGGGCAGCCUCCUUUUGAUGGCAUAGAUGAGGAGGAGCUGUUUCAGUCCAUCAUGGAACAGAGCGUUUCAUAUCCUAAGAGUCUCUCUCGGGAGGCUGUGGCCAUCUGCAAAGGGCUCCUCACCAAGAACCCUGCUAAGCGUUUGGGUGGAGGAGAGGAUGCAGAGAGAGAGCUGCGGGAGCAUCCUUUUUUCCGCUGGAUAGAUUGGGACCGGCUGGAGAGACUGGAGAUACAGCCUCCCUUCAAACCCAGAAGUGGAGGCAAAAAAGGAGAGAACUUUGAUAAGUUUUUCACAUCCGCCCCCUCCGCCCUCACGCCCUCCGACCCGGAUGUCCUCGCCGCUAUAAGUCAAGAGGAAUUCCAAGACUUCACCUACAUCAACCCAGAAUUUCCUCCCUCACCCCUCACAGCUGUCUGAGAAAACCUCGAUCAGUUCAUCUUUUGACUUUUUCUUCUUCCUGUUCAUGAUUACUAAACUACGGUGACCAAAAAAUGUAAUUUGGCUUCAGCUUGCUUACAAUAGGAGUCUGUCUUAAUUAGACCAGCAAUCACCUUCUACAACAACACCUCCACACUGAUUUUAACCAUCUUAACGGUAAAGCAAUCUAAUCAUUAAUAAUAUUUAGCCAGUCCACUCUGAGAGUAUCAGCCUGAAUUAUUUAAGGGUCAUGCAUUCAUGCCAUUAUCUCAUUGGACAAUAGGAUCUUAUUGGAUAUCCCUUCGGAUGCUAGUAGUUGCCAUGACCUAAUUAUAACUGAGUGCUCCAUAGAAACCAGCAUGAUCAUGAUUUCCCCCAUGUUUUAAAGUUCACUUCAAGCUGAUUAUUUAAUCUCAGAUCAAACUAAUGCGGUUCUGCUUGUCUUUGUGUAAGAUCCUGUUUGCUCUGGUUUGGUUUAGUUAAAGGUGACAUGUCAUGAAAAUCUGACUUUUUCUAUGUUUAAGUGCUAUAAUCGGGUCCCCGGGGCAUCUACCAACCCAGAAAACAUGAAAAAGAACAACCCAGUCAAUUUCUUUGGUAAACCCUUCUCUGCAAGCUUGUGAAUAGUUAUAAUAUGACCACCCCUAAAUGCAUGGUUCCAUCCAUGGCGCCGUCAUUCUAUGUUCGCAAGUUCUAACGCCAUGGCAAAAGUUUAAGCAAACCAUGUAACUGGCUGCACAGAUGAGCCUCAGAGGAGACAAGAGAGCAGUGGAUUUAUUUAAAUAUUUUACUGUAUAUUACGCUGCUGCCACACAGAUCUAAUAUAAACAUGCGAUUUCUUUUCCAGCUGUUUACCUUCACAGACAUAACUGAAUGUUUGUGUAACUUGUGUGUUUUUAGCAUAAACUUGUGUGUAUUUGACAAUUUAAGCGCAAGAAGACAUGAACGAGGACUAGUACUCACAUGCCGUGUGACAUCCGCUUUCUGUGCAUGUGCUUCUGAUGUGUGUGCUCAGAAAAACAUAUAUUAGAAGUAGAGUUGUACCAGGUUUAGUGCUUUCGGUACUGAAAUUUGAAAAACGUCCAUUUCCCACUCACACAUAAGCACAAUAGGAGCGUUUAAAAGCCGCGUGUCAACGAAUUCCUAAUACAUCAGCACAUCCGCUGACAGAUGCGGCUUUCAAACGCUUCUGUUGUGCUUACGUGUGAGCGCUCGGUGAGGAGCGUGAAGCGCUUAUGAUUGUAGCCAAGCACGGUCAUGUCUGUUGAGCGCGUGAACACUAUGGCCAAUCAGCCAUGUUUAAAAAUCGGCUCAACAGCGCUCAAAUGUGAAAAUGAAAAUGAACUUUUUUAAAAAUUUCUGUACUGAAACUACCGAACCCUGUACCUUUUGACAGCUCUAAUUAGAAGUCUAAACUAAUAUGGUUUAAAAGGCAUGAUUUCAGCACGAUAGACAUGAUAAUCAAAACCAAACAGAUGUUUUAUCUGAGGUAGGCAGGGUUGCCAGGUUUUCACAACAAAACCCACCCAAUUGCUAUUCAAAACUAGCCAAAUCGUGUUUCGAGGGGGUAAAAAAUUGUGUUCCGUGGGGUAAAAUACACGUUUUUGACGGAUAAAUAUCACGUUACUGGGGUUACUUCAACGCGCAGACAUGAAAAACAACCCGCGGCAACAGUGUUAAAGAAGCCCAAUUCUGCGGGAAAACCGCAGACUUGGCAACACUGGAGGUAGGAGCUGUAAAAGCAAAGCUCUAUCCUGGAAAAGGAGGUGAGAAGCAGCACCUUAUUUGCAUUUAAAUAGACAUGCAUGAAAACAGCGUAAUAGGCAAAAAUAGGCAUUUUCAAAAUUAUAUAAAUGAUCUGAGGAGUAUUUUGAGCUGAAACGUCACAGACACAUUCUGGGGACACCUGAGACUUAUAUUACAUCUUGUAAAAAGAGGCAUAAUAGGUCUCCUUUAACUAAAUAAGUGCAGACAGGCAAGCAAACACUGGUAAACUCAGAUUUAUGAUUUAGGAGGCACAUACAUGACAGCUAGAUGCAAAAAAAUGCUUAAUGCUUCAGCGUAUUAAUUAUUUGUAUGUUACAUGAAUGUUUAUCUCUGUAGAUUCAGUGCAAAUAUGAUUCUAUACAGAUUAUAAACGUUUGCAUCAUCUUAGUAUUUUACAAUAUAAGUCUUUGGAAUCUAUGUUAUUAAAACAAAUGACUUUAUGAAAAACACAAAUUUAGAUAUUUAUGAUUUAUUCCAUAUAUUUAUAUGCAUAUCUAUAUAAACUAUGUGCAGUGUAUUAUAAAGUAUAUAUAUGUUAUUUCAGAAUUACAUAAUAGGAAUUUUCUAUGAACAUGUUAAACCACAUCAUCAGCAUUUUUACAUCAGCAUAAAAUAAAAAUGUCUAUGUCAUCAUGUUUUGCAACCUCUAGUGUCAAGAAAAAGCAGUUCCAGCUGUGAAAGUAUUUUAUUUAUUUAAAGCACAUAGUGUUGAUUAAAUUUAAGUUAUUAUAUUACUAAAACUGCUUUUUGAAAUCUCAUGGAAAUAUGAAUGAAUUCAUUGAGUGUUAUUUGUGUGAAGCUGGUAUGAAUAUGGUUAUUUAGACACUGUGAGGUCUCAGAGAUCAGCAUGUACUUGUCUUGCAUGGUAAAAAUCAUGAUGCCUGACCUGGAAAGACCUGAGUCUGCACCCUGUGCCCAAACUGUCUAUCUAAUACAACUUGAAAGUUGCACUGAAGACAAAAUACUGCUAGCAGAAAAGUGGGAACAUUUCAUGCAUUAUGCGGGAAAGACACUUUAGGCGGAGUGAAGUUAAGUAAAAAGAGAUAUGUGACCCUGGACCACAUAAGUGUCAUAAGGGUCAGUUGAAUCAAUAAGCUUUCCAUUGAUGUGUGGUUUGUUAGGAUAGGACAAUAUUUGGCUAAGAUACAACUAUUUGAAUCUGAAAAUCUGAGGGUGGAAAAAAAAAAAAACAAAUAUUGAGAAAUCGCCUUUCAAGUUGUCCAAAUGAAGUUUUUAGCAAUGCAUAUUACUAAUCAAAAAUUACGUUUUGAUAUAUUUACAUUAGGAAAUUUAAAAAAUAUCUUCAUGGAACAUGGUCUUAUCCUAAUGAUUUUUGGCAUAAAAGAAAAAUUGAUAAAUUUGACCCAUACAAUGCUACUUAAGACUGGUUUUGUGGUCCAGGGUCACAAAUGUGAAUAUGAAAUGUGGAUAAACUGAAAUUCAUUUAUAUAUUUUAAAAAAAAAUAAUAAUCUCUAGAAAUUGUAACGAGGUAAAAAUUAUUGAUUACUGCCUGAUCGUGGUUGACAUUUCCCAGCCUUUUAUUUCAUCGCAGUCUUGCUGAUCUUGUGGUUAUGUAAAUGGGAUACUUUGUAAAUCAGGGUGUUUAGUUCUGCUCCUGAAGAUCUACUGUACAUUUCUGUAUAGUGGUUCCAGCUACAUCGCACCUGCCAAACUUUCAAUUGAACCCAACCGAUCAUCAGCAGUGCUUGUUUUGAGGUUGGAACUACAUUCUGUAGAUAGAUCUACAAAAAUAACUAUUACAAAUGUUAAUGUACUAACUAUGAAAACUCCAUGUAUUAAUGUAAUUAUGCUAUAUACUACGCCCGUAUGUGUUUCCAAUCACAAUAAACGAUUCAACCUCAGAAUUAAAGAUCAUUUGGUUAAAUGUGCAUGAUAGAUAGAUAGAUAGAUAGAUAGAUAGAUUACAUAACUUUUUUGUAUUGAGUUGUUUUGUGUUUUCAAAGUGUGAAAUAAAAUAGAUGAAGUAAACUGA